Messenger RNA from Engraulis encrasicolus (European anchovy), 2068 nucleotides. RefSeq names its product GTP binding protein 6 (putative) (gene gtpbp6). Gene Ontology annotation, cellular component: cytoplasm. The transcript is spliced from 10 exons. The record is from RefSeq and is a predicted model, not a curated record. Bases 225 to 1874 code for a protein of 549 amino acids. Lineage: Eukaryota; Metazoa; Chordata; Actinopteri; Clupeiformes; Engraulidae. Gene Ontology annotation, molecular function: ribosome binding; GTP binding.
AAUGCCAAAAGGUUGGGCACGGGAUAACUUUUCAUAUUUUGUGACACUCCAUAACAUGUAUUCAUGUAUCUCCCAAAGGUUUUUCGGCACAAUUGCCGGAAGCACUUGGCUACAAACUCCGUGACGGGGAAGGGUUUGUAACAUUGUAACGUGUGUAAUGCUACUGGAGAUACAAACUGUCAAACCAGCUGAAGCUGCAGGAGCAGCAACUGACGCACGCGACCAUGAAUGUCUUUGUAAACUGCCUGAAAAGGAGGGCGCAUGUUUGGAGAAGGGAGCUGUGUCAUUUACAAAAUGGUCAGUUUACAUUUGUGCAGCAAGCAUCAAUUCAACAUCAUACAGAUAAACAAAAGUUGCCACGUGCAAUUCACUUUGCCCAGGCUGGCUUACAUAUAAGGUUCAGUUCCAGGACUUUUUCCAGUUCACACUGCUUAUGCAAAAGAAAUAAAAACUGGACUGAUCACUCCAAGGCAACAAAAGAAGAUAAUGAUGACGAGGACAAUUAUAGUGAUGAUGAAGGUGCAGAGGAUGUUAUUAUUGAGGAAAGUGAAGUGGAUGAACUAUUUGAACAGUUUGUACCAACCACUGUGGGCCAUGGAGAUCACAGGGUGUUCAUCGUGCACCCUGAGGUGAAGUGGGGAAGUAAAAAACAGCAUUUAACCACAGCUGAGCUUCAAAUGGCAGAGGCGGUGGGUCUGAUCCAGACAUUACAAAACUGGACAGUAGUGGACAAGAUCAUAAUGUCCACAAAGACACCAGAAAAGAGGAAGAUAUUUGGCAAGGGCAACUUCCAAACCCUUACAGAAAAAAUCAGGAAGACCCCUGGGAUCACUGCAGUGUUUGUGAAUGUAGAACGUCUGUCUCCAUCUGCUGAGAAAGAACUACAGGAUGCCUGGGGAGUUAAGGUCUUCGAUAGGUGCACAGUGGUGCUCCAUAUCUUCCGCAGGAAUGCACGCACCAAGGAGGCCAAACUUCAGAUCUCUCUUGCAGAGAUUCCCCUUUUAAGAUCAAGUCUGAAGAAUGAAGUGGCAAAUCUCGAUCAGCAAGGUGGAGGCUCGAGGUACAUUAUGGGUUCAGGUGAGACAGCGAUGGAGGUGCAACAAAGGCUCCUGAGGGAUCGAGAGCUGAGGAUCCGGGCCACUCUGGAGCGCCUGAGGCGCAAGAGGCUCCUGCUCCGCUCCCAGCGCAAGAACAAGGAGUUCCCCAUCGUGUCUGUCAUGGGCUACACCAACUGUGGAAAGACCACCCUCAUCAAAGCCCUGACAGGUGAUGCUGGCCUGCAGCCCAAAGACCAGCUGUUUGCCACGCUGGAUGUGACGGUGCAUGCAGGGCAGCUGCCCAGCCGCAUGGCCGUCCUCUACGUGGACACCAUCGGCUUCCUGUCCCAGCUGCCCCAUCAGCUCAUUGACUCCUUCUCCGCCACGCUGGAGGACGUGGCACAUUCGGACCUCAUUAUUCAUGUGCGAGAUAUCAGCCACCCGGAGACUGCAUACCAGAAGGCCAACGUGCUAAACGUUCUGCAGAACCUGCAGAUCCCAGACAAACUCAUGAGCUCCAUCGUAGAAGUCCAUAACAAGGUCGACCUCGUCAGCGAGUACCAACCCACGGAGCCUGACUGCUUGCCCAUCUCAGCACUGAAAGGUACAGGUUUGGACGACCUUUCACAGAAAGUGGAGGAAAGAAUCCUGCAGUCCACAGGGAAGCAAGUCAUGUGCCUUAAAGUGGACCUCAGCAGCCCUCAACUGGGCUGGCUGUAUAAAGAGGCCACUGUGCAGGAAGUGGAGUCGGGAGGAGACGACUGCAUUGCCAGUGUCAAGGUCAUCAUCAGUGCUGCUGCAUACGGACGCUACAGGAAGCUGUUCCACAAGGCAUGAUGAUGACACCCACAGACUAUCCUUAGCCACAUUGGUGAUGGUGCAGAUCCAUAGCAGCAGCACCAGCAGCAGUAAUGAUGUCUUUUUUGGGCCUUUUAUUCAUGAAAGGACAGUGAGAGAAACAGGAAGCGAGUGGGGAGAGAGAGACGGGGAAGGGCAAACAAAGGACCCGAGCCGGAAUCAAACCCGGGUCG